Molecule: messenger RNA, 552 nt
Organism: Funneliformis caledonium
Lineage: Eukaryota; Fungi; Glomeromycota; Glomeromycetes; Glomerales; Glomeraceae
Source: the annotation of a GenBank genome assembly
AUGGAAUACCUUUUUGACGAAACAUUAAUUUCAACUGAAAUACAAGACUUGUUGCCAUCUAACUUAAAGUUAAGACCUCUCGCAAAGGAUGAUUUUGAUAAAGGAAUAUUUAGUUGUUUGGAACAACUUUCUAUCAUCGGUGAUGUUUCACAACAAAAAUUUGUCGAGCGAUUUGAAGAACUAAAAAAAGCAUAUGGAUAUUAUAUAAUUGUGAUUGAAGAUCUGGAUCAAGAAAAAAUCGUAGGUUUAGGCACUUUGUUUGUAGAAAUGAAAUUUCUAAGGAACUUUGGAAAGGCCGGCCAUAUAGAAGAUAUUGUCGUACAUGUUUCACAAAGAAGAAUGAAUCUUGGAAAAAGGAUUAUCGAGCAGCUUAUACAUCUUGGUAAAGAACUUGGAUGUUACAAGAUAAUUUUGAAUUGUAAUGAAAAGAAUAUUCCCUUUUAUGAAAAAUGCGGAUUGACUUUGAAAGAUGUGCAAAUGACUUUGUACAAUGAAGUAAGGAAAGAAGACUUGGGUGUUGAAAAUUUUGCACCUCCAAAGACUGACCAAUGA